Apaloderma vittatum (bar-tailed trogon) is the source of this 1173-nucleotide messenger RNA. RefSeq names its product retinal G protein coupled receptor (gene RGR). Bases 97 to 984 code for a protein of 295 amino acids. Gene Ontology annotation, biological process: phototransduction; G protein-coupled receptor signaling pathway; visual perception. NCBI's taxonomy places the organism in Eukaryota, Metazoa, Chordata, Aves, Trogoniformes, Trogonidae. The transcript has 7 exons. The record is from RefSeq and is a predicted model, not a curated record. Gene Ontology annotation, cellular component: membrane. Gene Ontology annotation, molecular function: G protein-coupled receptor activity.
CUGGGGCUAGUGGAAGAAAGGGAAUCCUGAGAAAAGGCAGCCCUACAGCUACAGCAGAGGGCAGAGGUUAAAUCUGUUGGCGUUUUUAUCGAAAGUAUGGUCACUGCACACCCUCUCCCUGAAGGCUUCACUGAAUUAGAGGUGUUUGCCAUCGGCACUGCCCUGCUGGUAGAAGCCCUGCUUGGUUUCUGUCUGAAUGGCUUGACAAUUAUUUCUUUCCGGAAAAUCAAAGAACUCCGAACACCCAGCAACCUGCUGGUUCUCAGCAUUGCACUAGCUGACUGUGGGAUCUGCGUCAAUGCAUUCAUCGCUGCCUUUUCCAGCUUCCUAAGAUACUGGCCUUACGGCUCUGAUGGCUGCCAAAUUCAUGGAUUCCAGGGCUUCUUGACAGCACUAGCCAGCAUUAGCUCCAGCGCAGCAGUUGCCUGGGACCGGUAUUAUCACUACUGUACAAGGAGCAAGAUGCAGUGGAGCACAGCCUUCUCCAUGAUGGUGUUUGUGUGGCUCUUUGCUGCUUUUUGGGCUGUAAUGCCCUUGCUGGGCUGGGGGGAAUACGAUUACGAACCCCUCCGAACCUGCUGCACUCUGGACUACAGCAAAGGGGACAGAAACUAUAUCACGUUCCUUUUUGCUCUGUCAAUUUUCAAUUUCAUGAUACCGGGCUUCAUCAUGCUGACAGCCUAUCAGUCCAUACACCAGAAGUUCAAGAAAAGUGGGCAGUAUAAGUUUAAUACUGGUUUACCAUUGAAGACACUGGUCAUUUGCUGGGGUCCUUACUGCCUAUUAUGUUUCUACGCAGCAGUUGACAACGUGAUGUUCAUUUCACCCAAAUACCGCAUGAUUCCUGCCAUUAUUGCCAAGACUGUGCCAACGGUGGAUGCCUUUGUAUACGCCCUGGGGAAUGAAAACUACAGGGGAGGAAUAUGGCAGUUCCUCACAGGACAGAAGAUUGAGAAAGCAGAGGUUGAUAACAAAACUAAAUAACCCGUUAUGGCAUUAAGCAAAAUGAACGCAGGUACAUCACUGAAACCAAAACACUAGAGGAAACUGUGUGCAUUCUCAUGCAAGGUGAUUCCACAUUGGAAAGGCCAUGCAUUUGCUACAAGUAAUGAAGUACUGAAAGAAAGCCCUCCAGAUAACUGUCCAAACCAUCAUGAGCUGCUUGUCAAACAA